AUGGGGCCCCCGGGCAAUAGGGGAUCAUGGGCCCCUGUGUCCUUGCCCAAACUCAAAAAAGCCUAUGAAAAAGGUACCAGGGACAUCUCAUGGGGCCCCCUACUGACCCCGGGCCCUCGGGCGGUACCCGAGUUUCCAAAUGGUCAGUCCGCCCCUGCCCCCCUUAUAGUAUGCAAUGCCUCAAUCCAGAGCACUAAGUGUAAUUUUUGUCUGUUUUCCUAUUCAUCUCUUAUCAGAGUGAAUAAUUUCUUAUGAAUUUUCCUGACCCAAAGAGAAA
Messenger RNA from Staurois parvus, 277 nucleotides. The record is from the annotation of a GenBank genome assembly. Lineage: Eukaryota; Metazoa; Chordata; Amphibia; Anura; Ranidae.